GCACCAGAAAAUAGACUGGGAUUGAUGAAACUAGUUCGUUUGUUUAUGAUGAAACCAGUCUAAAUAUUUGUGUUUUCUUCUUUCAUACGAUCCACGUCAUUUACAAACAAGUGCCAACAUAAUUUUAAUGUUAAAAUUCACUAUUACACAAGGCAUUAUUUACAGAAACUCGAAUUAUUAUACUAAGAAAUAUAGUUUUUAAUAUCCAUAAUUACUGCUGACAUCAAGAUAUAGCGAUUAUGUAGCAAUUAGGAACGUUUAGUUGAGUGGAGGAAAUAACGAAAAUAAUGGCGGCGAAUACGUUUGAUCACAGUAGAACCUUGUUUAUGAAAGAAGAUGGCACUCCAAUGACAUUUCAUAUGAGACCAUGCAGUGAACGAAAAUACCUAAGACAAUUAAUAGAACAUGGAGGUGGAAUUAUGACUAGUAAAGCAAGAGAAGAUUGCAUUAGACUUGCAGAGAAAGGAAGUACAGUGACAUCAGAAAACUACAUUUCUAGUAAAUACAUCACUGAAUGUGUCAAGGAGAACAGGAUACUGGACAAGACAAAAUUCAGAUACCUGCCUGCUGCAGAUGACGGAAUGGAGCCAGCCAGUGUAAUCAUCAGGAUUGAUGAACGAUUAACCAAAGGAAGGAAGAAAUAUUCAGCACAAGAUGAUAAAAAUAUUGUAAAAUAUUUGAUUGAAAAGAAACUACAUACGCAAAUAAGAGGAAAGAAGAUCUGGAGAGAUAUGGAGUUUAUUGAGAUAACCUGUCACUCCAGUGAGUCAAUGCGAGAUCAUAUGUUGAAAGUGAUUCUGCCAAACAUCAACUCGUAUGAUUUCCCAUCCCACUGGAAGUCUCUGUUAACUGGUAACACAUCCGCAGCACUAGAUAAGCAGGAAGAUGAAGAGAUAGUCAUAGAAAAUGAUGCCAGUAGAAGUGAUAAUGAUUCAGAGGGGCCAGUGGUGAAGAUUGGAGCCAGUCUAUCUAGUAGCAGGAAAGCAGUUGAAAAAGAGAAUGAUGGAGAGCAUAGGACUCAAACUGUUUCCUCUAGUAAACUUUUUAAUGUAGGAAAGAAUACAGAAAGUGUUGUUUCUCCUAGAUCAUCACCUAGGAAAACUCAAGUGACAGAAUGUAUUGGUUCUCCUAGCAAAUCACCCAGGAAACAUUUGUUGAAAGAAAGUAUUGGUUCAGCUAGCACAUCACCCGGGAAACAUUUGUUGAAAGAAAGUAUUGAUUCAGCUAGCAAAUCACCCAGGAAACAUUUGUUGAAAGAAAGUAUUGGUUCAGCUAGCACAUCACCCGGGAAACAUUUGUUGAAAGAAAGUAUUGGUUCUCCUAGCAAAUCACCCAGGAAACAUUUGUUGAAAGAAAGUAUUGGUUCAGCUAGCACAUCACCCGGGAAACAUUUGUUGAAAGAAAGUAUUGAUUCAGCUAGCAAAUCACCCAGGAAACAUUUGUUGAAAGAAAGUAUUGGUUCAGCUAGCAAAUCACCCAGGAAACAUUUGUUGAAAGAAAGUAUUGGUUCUCCUAGCAAAUCACCCAGGAAACAUUUGUUGAAAGAAAGUAUUGGUUCAGCUAGCACAUCACCUGGGAAACAUUUGUUGAAAGAAAGUAUUGAUUCAGCUAGCAAAUCACCCGGGAAACAUUUGUUGAAAGAAAGUAUUGAUUCAGCUAGCAAAUCACCCGGGAAACAUUUGUUGAAAGAAAGUAUUGGUUCAGCUAGCAAAUCACCUGGGAAACAUUUGUUGAAAGAAAGUAUUGGUUCAGCUAGCAAAUCACCUGGGGAAAAUUUGUUGAAAGAAAGUAUUGGUUCAGCUAGCAAAUCACCUGGGAAAGAUUUGUUGAAAGAAAGUAUUGGUUCUGCUAGCAAAUCACCCAGGAAACAUUUGUUGACUGCAAAUGUUGAUGCUGUUGCCAAAUCACCUAAGAAACGUCGUUUAAACAGUAUAGAUACAUCAUCAGAAGAACUGACAGAGAAAGCAGAACAAGAACCUGAAAAAAUAUCUGUCAAAACAACACAAGACGAAGAAAUUUCAUCCAAACGAAAGCGGAGAGGUCAAAGUCGAGAACCAAUGACUGGAGGAAGUGAGGGUCAGUGCCAUGAUGAACCAAUACUAAUAUCAUCAUUGGAUUUCACAGAUCCAACACUAAACAACCAGUCAAACAAUGAUUAUCAGAGUCCACAAAGUCCUGACAGUUCUACCAGAUUGAACAAUGAUCAGGAUGAGCAUAAGAGGAAGGAGGAGGAUAAUUCUUUGUCAGAAGCAUACGAUGAUGAUGAUGAUGAUGAUGAAGAUGAGCUUGAUAAAGAACUCUUUAAAAUGACAAAGAAACAAACAGCCAAUAAGCAAGAUAAUUCAAAGAGGAUGUCUGAUGACAGUGAGGGUCAAAGUCCUUUAAGAACUAAACAGAAGCAACAAAAUUCGGAAAAGGUGUCUAAAGAUCACCAAAGUCGUUUACGAAACAGACAGAAGCAUGACAGUCCAAAGCAGAAGUCUGAUGAUAGUAAGGGUCACAGCCCUGAAAGAACUAGACAGAAACAAAAGCAAUGCCAAAGCUCAGAAAAAACAAGAAAAUACAGGUUUGUCAAAGCCUUAGGAAAGAGUUCCAAUGCUGAGACUGACAAAGAAAUAGAAAAAACAGAAUCUGAUAGCAGUGACGAAGAUUCAUUAGAUAUUCAGUGUCAUUGGCAGGCACUUGAAGAAUCGGCCAUGCUACAUACAGACGAUACAGAAGUGAUAGCCAAACAAAGAAAGAGAAAAAUGGAAGAUGAUGAUGAUUCGUUACCAAAGAUAUCAUCCAAAAGAAAGUCAGCUAAGACGAAUACACCUGUUGAAGUGGACAGUCCGGACAGUUCUGAUGACGAACAGCUGGUCAAAGACUGUAACACAAUCCAGGCGUUGGCCAAGUUAUUCAACCUUACCAAUGAAGAAGCCACUUACUGUACGUACGUUAAUAGUGGCAGUAUUGCUGAUACUAUUCACUGGAUUAGGAUGGGUGUAGACAGAGCUGGUUUUCCUGCAUGGACAGCUGACGAUGAUAAGAUUCUGCAAGGUAAUAAUGAAACAGAGAGAGACCGACUGGCUAGUGAUUUAGGCAUGGACCGAUUUCAAACACGAAUAGCCUUUUUGGAAAAACAGAAACAAUAAAGAGAAAAAAGUCCCAUUAAAGAGUAAUUUAUUUAUGAAGACUGUAUCACAAAAUUACUGGAUGAAUGUCUUUUGUUGUAUAAAACAGUUUUGUACAUACUUAGAGCUGAAAUGAAAGAAACACUGAUUUUGAUCUUGUUUAAAGUAUCUAAAAUUAAAAUUGUGUAAAUAUUGUUAAAUGUAAAUAUCAUGUGUCUAAGAUGUAUAUUACAGCAUGCUUGACAAAUGAGACUUGUUCACUGCUAGACUGGGUUUUUUUGUGCCAAACAUUAGAUGAACGUGAUGUGCUUUAGAAUAUGAUGGUACCAGUCAAAUUGUUCACAAGUUCUGGGCCUCCUAAACAUGUGAGUGGUUGGCAUUCUAGAAAUGAACUGACGGGUUACUACUCUUUAGAUUGAUCCCCGUCGGUGGCCCCAUUGGGCUUUUUCUCGUUCCAGCCAGUGCUCCACAACUGGUGUAAUAAAGGCCGUGAUAUGUACUCUCCUCUCUGUGGUAUGGUGCAUAUAAAAGAUCCCU
Gigantopelta aegis is the source of this 3650-nucleotide messenger RNA. Its product is annotated as protein SCAF11-like. Lineage: Eukaryota; Metazoa; Mollusca; Gastropoda; Neomphalida; Peltospiridae. Gene Ontology annotation, biological process: regulation of DNA-templated transcription; telomere maintenance via telomere lengthening. Gene Ontology annotation, cellular component: shelterin complex. Bases 288 to 3134 code for a protein of 948 amino acids. The record is from RefSeq and is a predicted model, not a curated record. The transcript has 11 exons. Gene Ontology annotation, molecular function: telomeric repeat DNA binding.